AUGGAGGGCUAUCGCCGGUGCAACAACUGUGGCAAGGAAGGCCACUUUGGAAAAGACUGUCCCACUCUUGCUAGAGCAAUGGUACGACCUCCAGUUCAGACUCCUCACCAGCAUCAGCAGAGAAUCGGAGGCGACAGGCCUCAAGCGAUAGGCAGAGUUUAUGCCAUGACGGGAGCGGAAGCCACAGGCUUAGGUAACCUUGUUAUGGGGUAUUGUGUGAUUGCUAGGUGCGAGCUUGCGGUGUAUACUCCGGCGUCGAGUUUGGUCAGGACGUCGUUCUUAUGUGCUAGGUGCCCAGUGGAGGUAAAGAGGCGCAUGUAUAAGAGAUUGUUAUUCCCCGACUCAGAGGUGCCUGAGUUGUUAUCAUCCCGAGGGGUUGUGAAGGAGUUACAAGACGGUGCACAGUGCUACAUAUUUUUUACGCAUCUAGAGUUAAAGAAGGAAGGAACGACAUUAGUCAUACCAGUUGUACAAGAAUUUGAAGACGUGUUCCCAGAUGAAGUACCAGGGUUGCCUCCUAGUAGAGAAGUGGAAUUCUCUAUCGAUCUGGUACCAGGAACUGGUGCAGUGUCAAUGGCUCCAAACCGUAUGGCUCUGGCAGAAUUGGUAGAACUCAAGAAACAGAUAGAGGAGUUGCUAGGAAAGCAGUUUAUCCGACCUAGCACUUCGCCUUAG
Vigna unguiculata (cowpea) is the source of this 675-nucleotide messenger RNA. RefSeq lists its product as uncharacterized. Lineage: Eukaryota; Viridiplantae; Streptophyta; Magnoliopsida; Fabales; Fabaceae. The record is from RefSeq and is a predicted model, not a curated record. Gene Ontology annotation, molecular function: nucleic acid binding; zinc ion binding.